AUGGCUUCUGCAGUAUUCUUCCACUCACUGCUUGGCGUACCGCCUUCAACGGCAUCCACGACCGACAGAACCUCCUGUGCGCGACAGGAUACAGGAAGGUUGUUCUGA
Colletotrichum higginsianum IMI 349063 is the source of this 108-nucleotide messenger RNA. RefSeq lists its product as uncharacterized. The record is from RefSeq and is a predicted model, not a curated record. The transcript has a single exon. Lineage: Eukaryota; Fungi; Ascomycota; Sordariomycetes; Glomerellales; Glomerellaceae. Bases 1 to 108 code for a protein of 35 amino acids.